AAAACUAUCAAUAAAGUUGAAUAUUAUCAUAAAUUUGAAAAAUUAUGCAAAAAAUAGAGUAUCAAGAAUUGAUUUGGACACAGAAUCUUAUUUAAAAUGUUUUUCUUCAAAAAUUAAUUUUCCCAAGCAGCAGCAGCAUUGUCGUCGUCUGAUAUUCUGGAAUUUCUGGAACAGUGGUGAAAAAUGGCCGGUCUCAGGCAGUUGGGUCGUUGUGCUUUAAAUGUGAAUAGAUGCCUUCUAAAAACAAAUACAUGUUUACCGAUUGCUACAAAAGUAUCACAAAAAUUCAUUCAUUACCGAUUGAAUGAACCCACACUUCUAACAUCAUCCAUUCAGCACCCGUUCUAUGACCUGGGAAGAUGUGUGAGCACAACUAUCACAUCCGGUCAAACCCUCACCAAAGCCGAAGUUGAAGACAGGGUGAUGAAAGUGUGCAGAGCAUUUGACAAAGUUACUGCUGACAAGCUCACUGCCGACUCGCAUUUCAUUAAUGACUUAGGAUUAGACUCACUUGAUCACGUAGAGAUUAUAAUGGCCAUGGAAGAUGAGUUUGGGUUUGAAAUACCAGAUGUGGAUGCCGAGAAACUUUUAAAGCCUUCAGAUAUCGUACAGUACAUAGGCGACAAGCAUGAUAUCUACGAAUAAACUUGGUAGCCUAAAAGAUUAUCAUUCGUAGAUUUGCUUUCACCUGGUAGGAAUAUACAUACAUUGAAUAAAAUUUAGGAUUACAAAUCUAGGAUACCAUCUUCGAGUUGUAAUACAAUGUUUUUGGUUUUGUAAAAAAUGUCAAAAAUUGAUUCAAGAGAGCAACUUGCUCUAUCGAAGACUUUCAAACUUUAUUACUUCUGUUUCUUUCCAAUAUGUUAGCUGUAAUGGUUAUUAUGAAAGAAAAUGUGUUGAAACCGAUUGUAUAUUAUUUCAAUGAAAAGUUGUUGCUAUUUUAAUAAACAAUUGAACAAAU
Nilaparvata lugens (brown planthopper) is the source of this 961-nucleotide messenger RNA. RefSeq names its product acyl carrier protein, mitochondrial. Gene Ontology annotation, cellular component: mitochondrion. The transcript has 4 exons. Gene Ontology annotation, biological process: fatty acid biosynthetic process. Gene Ontology annotation, molecular function: acyl carrier activity; acyl binding. The record is from RefSeq and is a predicted model, not a curated record. Bases 184 to 645 code for a protein of 153 amino acids. NCBI's taxonomy places the organism in Eukaryota, Metazoa, Arthropoda, Insecta, Hemiptera, Delphacidae.